Molecule: messenger RNA, 2525 nt
Organism: Globicephala melas (long-finned pilot whale)
Lineage: Eukaryota; Metazoa; Chordata; Mammalia; Artiodactyla; Delphinidae
Gene: FBXW8
Product: F-box and WD repeat domain containing 8
Molecular function (GO): protein binding
Source: RefSeq, a predicted model, not a curated record
ACAUUUCCCGCGGAGGGACCGUCCCGUGGCACCUGGUGGGCCGACGGGGACGCGGCUGGCCGGGAGCGGCGGCGAUGGCCGACCACAGUCUGGACGAGUUCCGCCGGCACUGGCAGGAGGAGCUGGCGCAGGCCCAGGCGCUGAGGAAGCGGCGGCGGCCCGAGGCUGCCGAGCGACGGCCGUGGCGGCCUGAGGUGGUCCCUGGGCGCGGCGAGCAGCAGGCCUCGGGGUACCUGGCGCUGGCCCAGGGCCUUUUGGAGGGCGCGGGGCGGCCCCCGGCAGCGCGGGCGACCCGGGCCGAGAGGCAGGAGGCGGCGAGCCGUUCCCGCUCCCCUCCGGCCCGCGAGGCUGCCGGCGGCGGGGAGCAGCUGGUGGAUCAGCUCAUCCGGGACCUGAAUGAAAUGGAUGACGUGCCCUUCUUUGAUAUCCAACUGCCGUACGAGUUGGCAAUCAAUAUAUUUCAGUAUCUGGACAGAAAAGAACUAGGAAGGUGUGCGCAGGUGAGCAAGACGUGGAAGGUGAUUGCAGAAGAUGAAGUACUCUGGUACCGGCUGUGCCAGCAGGAAGGGCACCUUCCCGAGAGCAGCAUCUCCGAUUAUUCUUGCUGGAAGCUCAUCUUCCAAGAGUGCCGAGCCAAGGAACACAUGUUAAGAACCAACUGGAAGAAUCGCAAAGGCGCCGUGAGUGAGCUGGAACACAUUCCUGACGCGGUUUUAUGUGAUGUGCAUUCUCACGAUGGUGUUGUCAUUGCUGGAUAUACAUCAGGGGACGUGAGGGUGUGGGACACCCGCACCUGGGACUACACAGCCCCCUUCCUGGAAUCGGACUACGAGGAGGAUGAGCCUGGAAUGCAGCCAUAUGUCUCCUUUGUGAGGAUAAACAGCUCGCUGGCGGUAGCGGCUUAUGAGGAUGGAUUUCUUAAUAUUUGGGAUCUAAGGACUGGAAGGUAUCCUAUUCAUCGUUUUGAGCAUGAUGCAAGAAUACAAGCACUAGCCCUCAGCCAGGAAGAUGCAACUGUUGCCACAGCUUCUGCUUUUGAUGUCGUAAUGUUACGCCCCAAUGAGGAGGGAUAUUGGCAAAUAGCUGCAGAAUUUGAAGUUCAGAAACUGGUUGACUACCUUGAAAUAGUUCCAGAUACUGGAAGGUAUCCUGUGGCCGUAGCCACUGCUGGAGAUCUGGUAUACCUGCUAAAAGCCGAAGACUCUGCCAGAACCCUCCAUUAUGUCUACGGGCAGCCUGUCACAUGUCUAGAUGUCUCCUCCAACCAGGCUGCUUUUGGUGUGAAGAGUCUGGGAUGGGUGUACGAAGGAAACAAGAUCCUGGUGUAUAGCCUGGAAGCAGAACGCUGCCUCUCGAAGCUGGGCAACGCGCUUGGCGACUUCACCUGCGUCAACCUCCGGGACAGCCCUCCCAAUCUCAUGGUCAGUGGCAACAUGGACAGGAGGGUGAGGAUCCACGACCUCCGCACUGACACGAUCGCCCUGUCCAUCUCUGCCCACCAGCUCGGAGUCUCUUCAGUCCAGAUGGACGACUGGAAGAUUGUCAGCGGGGGCGAGGAGGGCCUGGUCUCCGUGUGGGAUUAUCGGAUGAACCAGAAGCUGUGGGAGGUGCACUCCAGACACCCCGUGCGGCACAUCUCCUUCAACUGCCACAGCCUCAUCACGGCCCACGUGCCCUACGAGAGGGUGGUGCGCAACGCCGACCUGGACAACUUCGUCACCCACCGGAGACACCGGGGGCUGAUCCAGGCCUACGAGUUUGCAGUGGACCGGCUGGCCUUUCAGAGCACUGUGCCCAUCUGCCGUUCGUCCUGCGACACCAUACCGGGUUACAACUAUGACCUGGUGCUUGCUUUUCCCUGUGACAACAGUUAGAGAACUGUCUCAUUUGGGAGCUGGGAGAAACGUGGGAAGAACCAAUUCUGUGUAUUUUAGAACUACAGAGGAGCACCUCACUAGGUUUUAAGUGUUGGGGGAAAAAAGCAACUGCAGGGCGCGCUUAUGUGACCCCCCCACAUCUUCCUCUACUGCCUUUGCUCUUCUCCUUUGCCAAUUUAUUUUUCUCCAGCUGCGUUUGUCAGGGCUCGUUUCAUCUUACUCUGUUCUCACUCUCACUCAGGGCUUUCAGUACCACACACUGAUGGCUCAGAUUUGUACCUCCUUCCCCCACGCUCCUCCACCGCAGCCCUGCAUCUGCUCCCCACCUGUCUCAGGAGUGUCGCCCGGGCCCAAGCUGGGACCUCCCCACAUCGUUCUGUACACUACACACAGCCCUUGCUCCAGCUCUGAGAAAGGCCCUUCUGCACCCCUGCUCAUCCUCUUUCCUGUCUCCAAACCCUUGCUUCUUUGGGGGCCUUUGGACAUGCUAGUCUCUGAGCCCUUGGAUCUGGAUCUGAGACCAUCUCUGGGUCGUCUUCUCUGACACCAUCACCCAACCUGGGAGAGCAGUGCUUUUUCCUGGUAGAUUUUAACAUGGUUAUAAUUGUAUAUUUAUACAACUACUUCAUUAAUAACUGUUUUGCUGAC